Messenger RNA from Aedes aegypti (yellow fever mosquito), 1804 nucleotides. Its product is annotated as transcription factor grauzone. Gene Ontology annotation, cellular component: chromosome; nucleus. Gene Ontology annotation, molecular function: zinc ion binding; chromatin insulator sequence binding. Gene Ontology annotation, biological process: regulation of transcription by RNA polymerase II. NCBI's taxonomy places the organism in Eukaryota, Metazoa, Arthropoda, Insecta, Diptera, Culicidae. The transcript is spliced from 2 exons. The record is from RefSeq and is a predicted model, not a curated record. The coding region runs from base 370 to 1758 and encodes 462 amino acids.
CGAGCCAGGCAGUAAUGACUUCUGAUUGGUUGGAGAAAAAGUGUUGUCAAGAAUCAUUUUGGAACGCUCCUACAUGUGUGUAUUGCACUCUACUUUUAACUUUCUUUUUACAAUUUGUCUGCACUAUUGGCAACACGAUUAGUUUCAGUUUCAGCGGUUUCAGCAUCAUCCAGGCCAGGCAGUAAUGUUUGUAAACAAAACGGCCAGCAAGUUAAAGAUGCAGCACUUUGAUAGUCCUAUGUGUUUGAACCAGUCCUCCACCGAUGUCUCAUUAAAAAACCUAUCUUUGAUACACUUAACGUAAUAAAAUAAACAAAGGUGGUUAAACUUUCAUUCGUUGGUUCCUCCGGUUUGAGCGCACCCGUAGUCAUGAAUACCGCUACAAUAUGUUUUAUGUGUGGUCAAAAUUCUGUGCAGUUACACCUGGCAUCAGACGAGUCAAGGCUUGAUAUCAGCAAUAUUAUCAGCCAUCAUUUUUGGUUUGAGGAAGAUGUCCUGCAAACUGCCAUCAUUUGUGAGUCUUGCUGGCAGAAAGUGGAUCAAUUUCACCGCUUCUACCAAGAGGUGAGACAGCACCAUGAUCAAUUGAUGCAACCUGACGCGGUUUUCAUCAAACAGGAAGAAAUUGAGCUCGUGGAUGAGGUAGAGGAAGAGGGAAGAAUUCAAGAGAUUUGUACAGAGGAAGUAGUACUGGAGGAAGUAGCGAACCCGUUCGAAGAAAAGGGUGAUCUUGAAAGCGAAUGCAAGAAACUACCAUUGAGAACAAAUGCUAAAACGAAACCCAUUACUUCGAGAGAAGCGAAACGACGGGAAGAGGACGAUUUCAUCAAACAGCACAGACCUUACCACUGUGAAGACUGUCCUGUGAAGUUCGAAAGUUUCGCGAUGAUCCAUCGCCAUACAAUCGACAUUCAUGGGAAGGCGUACAUUAUGUGCUGUAACGUACGGUACAGAACUCGAGCUUUACUAUUCCAACACGUCCAGCUCAUGAAAAAUCCCGAUGCGUUCAAAUGCGAAAUUUGUGGCAAAUCGUACAUGUUACAUUUCAAUUACGUGCGCCACAAACAAGAAGCCCAUCUCAACAAGGAUCAAUUGAUUUUCGAAUGCGAUCGAUGCCCGAAACGUUUCCCCAAGAAAAAGCUGCUCCAGACUCACAUAGCAAAACAUGAAACCCUGGAGAAGGAGAAAGCCAAAUGCGAAAUCUGUGGCAAGUGCCUAAGGACUCAAAUUUCCCUGAGGGAACAUAUAGAGGCCGUUCACGAGAAGAAAGCCAACUUCAUCUGCGAGAUCUGCUCGAAACCAUUCACCAAACGGCAACUUUUCCUAAACCAUCGAAUAACUCACGAUCUCACGGCAGACCAACUGAAGAAACAGUGCCCGAUUUGCAAGCGGUGGCAAAAGAACACCAAAAUCUGGAAGCAACAUUUAUCACGCCAUAAAAACGAGGGAGCAUACAAGUGCGAUCAUUGCGAACACGUUUCCAUUAACUUGCUAUCGUUGAAGGAUCACAUUGAACGGCAACAUAAUAAAAUCCGGAAGUUCGUGUGCGAUCUGUGCGGUAAGGAGUAUUCGCGUGCGGUCACGCUGAGGGAACAUGUCGCCAAUGCGCACACGGGAAAGCCACUGUACCGAUGUACGUUUUGCGACAAAAAAUUCUUCUCGAAUGCCUCCAUGUACUCGCACAGGAAGAAGACCCACCCACAAGAGUUGGAGGUGUAUAACAGGACCAAGUUUAGCAUAGAGCGGAGAAAGUGGUGAUGGAAUGCUGUAGUAUUUAAUUUAAUAAAUCUGCUAGUUUUUUCAA